Molecule: messenger RNA, 432 nt
Organism: Pieris macdunnoughi
Lineage: Eukaryota; Metazoa; Arthropoda; Insecta; Lepidoptera; Pieridae
Source: the annotation of a GenBank genome assembly
AUGUAUACUAAACAAGGAUUAAAUUGCUCGGUCGAAGAAAUCCCACUUAAUGAUGCCACGUGCAUUGCAGUAGUAAUUGAUAACCAUACAGCUGUGAAUGGUAUCUACCGUUCACCGUCACAAAGAAGCAUCGAUCCUUUUCUCCUUUCCCUAGACAAAUUACUUUCGCAAUAUAAAAAUUAUCGUAACCUAAUUUUAGCUGGUGAUUUAAACAUAGAUAUCAAAUCUUGCAACGAAGAUAAAAAUUCGGAAGGCUAUUUAAAUUUAUUAGCAUCACAUGGGAUUCUUCCAGGACAUACGUACCCCACAAGAGAAAGCAACUGCAUAGACCAUCUUAUGAUAAAAACAACCUUUGAAUCUUCUACAAUAGUUAUAGAUGCUCCUAUUACAGACCAUUGCGCUGUAUUAGGCUCAAUUACUAAAACGCCUUAA